Molecule: messenger RNA, 1719 nt
Organism: Lodderomyces elongisporus
Lineage: Eukaryota; Fungi; Ascomycota; Pichiomycetes; Serinales; Debaryomycetaceae
Product: sugar porter family MFS transporter
Exons: 1
Coding region: 1-1719 (572 amino acids)
Biological process (GO): glycerol transmembrane transport
Cellular component (GO): membrane
Molecular function (GO): carbohydrate:proton symporter activity
Source: RefSeq, a predicted model, not a curated record
AUGGGUGCAGGCAAUAUUUCCAGCAAAUUCAGCUGGAUGUCUGCUAGAACAGCAACUAUGGGGUUGCGUGGCAGGAAAUUGCGUUUGGCAGUUACCAUCAUUGCCACUACCGGUUUCUCCCUUUUCGGUUACGAUCAAGGUCUUAUGUCGGGAUUGAUUUCUGGUGACCAAUUCAACAAGGAGUUCCCACCUACUAAAGGUAACGCUACUAUCCAAGGUGCAGUCACUGCAUGUUACGAGUUGGGUUGUUUCUUUGGUGCCAUCUUUGCCUUGAUGAGAGGUGACAGAAUUGGUAGAAAACCAUUGAUUGUCUGUGGUGCCUUGAUCAUCAUCAUUGGUACAGUUAUCUCCACCGCUGCUAUAAAGCCAUACUGGCAAACUGGUCAAUUCGUUAUUGGAAGAGUCAUUACCGGUAUAGGUAACGGUAUGAACACCGCUACCAUUCCAGUUUGGCAAUCCGAGAUGUCACGUGCAGAAAACAGAGGUCUUUUGGUGAAUAUGGAAGGUGCUGUUGUUGCUGUUGGUACAUUUUUGGCCUACUGGAUCGAUUUCGGAUUCUCAUACAUUGACAACUCAGUGCAAUGGAGAUUCCCAGUUGCUUUCCAAAUUGUGUUUGCCAUGAUCUUGUUUGGUGGUGUCAUCAACUUGCCUGAAUCGCCACGUUGGUUGAUUGCUCACAAUAGAAAAGCUGAAGCAUACGAAAUUUUGGGAUACUUGAACGACUGCUCACCAGAUGAUGACCAAGUCGUUGCCGAAGCCUCUGCCAUUGUCGAUGCCGUCAACAGAUUUGCCAACUUGCAAACCGGAUUCAAGGACUUGUUUACCGGUGGCAAAGCUCAACACUUUCAAAGAAUGAUUAUUGGUUCUUCUACCCAAUUUUUCCAACAAAUUACCGGUUGUAAUGCUGCUAUUUACUACUCGACCUUGUUGUUUUACCAAACUAUUUUCAACUACUCCAAAUACAGAUUGUCAUUGAUCUUGGGUGGUGUGUUUGCAACCAUUUACGCAUUAGCAACCAUUCCAUCAUUCUUUUUGAUUGAUACCUUGGGUAGAAGAAAAUUGUUCCUUAUUGGUGCUACAGGACAAGCCAUUUCUUUCACCAUCUCAUUUGCUUGUUUGAUUGAUGACACUGAACAAAAUGCCAAGGGUGCUGCCGUCGGUAUUUAUUUGUUUAUCGUGUUUUUCGCAUUUACAAUCUUGCCAUUGCCAUGGAUCUACCCACCAGAAAUUAACCCAAUGAGAACCAGAACUACUGCGUCAGCCGUGUCUACAUGUACUAAUUGGUUGAUGAACUUUGCAGUUGUUAUGUUUACUCCAGCAUUUAUUGAGAAAUCAGGAUGGGGUUGUUAUUUGUUCUUUGCUUGUAUGAACUAUGCAUUCAUUCCAAUCAUUUUCUUCUUUUACCCAGAAACCGCUGGAAGAUCAUUGGAAGAAAUCGAUAUCAUCUUUGCCAAGGCAUACGUUGACAAGAGACAACCAUGGAGAGUUGCUGCAACCAUGCCUAAAUUGUCAUUGCAAGACAUUGAAGACGAGGCCAAGAACUUGGGUCUUUACGAUGAUGAUUUCGAGAAGGAUAACUUUGAAACUAAGGAAGACAUCAGCGACGAUUCAAGCAACCCAAACAACGGCGGCGGUAUGUUUGAGAAGCAAGAAAAUGUCGAAGGCGACGAAAACACUCCAGCUCCUGAGUCUCCAAGCAGCAGGAAAUUGGAUGUUUAA